Messenger RNA from Actinia tenebrosa (Australian red waratah sea anemone), 2224 nucleotides. RefSeq lists its product as uncharacterized. The record is from RefSeq and is a predicted model, not a curated record. Gene Ontology annotation, cellular component: membrane. Lineage: Eukaryota; Metazoa; Cnidaria; Anthozoa; Actiniaria; Actiniidae. Gene Ontology annotation, molecular function: growth factor activity.
AGCGUUCCUUAAUUUUCGCGCUGCUUGAGAUAAUGCAGGCUCAGGAACAUUACUUAACCGUGACGGUAUACAACUAAGCCUUAAAAUGCACCGUAAGGAAAGGAAGAAUUUACGAUAAAUCAUCAACAAAACAAACCAAGGAAGGUGCAGAGCUCGAUAUUUAUGGAAAAGACUGUAUCUGUCAGGGUCCUUCUUGGAGUACUACUGAUUGUCGCCGUUUGUUUGGAAAGUACAAAUGGCAAUAGGUACCACGCCCAUUGUGAUUCGCGGCCGACUGUUGUCCGUGUUGACGAACCCCAAUAUCGUUACUAUCCCUUCUUCGUAACCCUCAACCGAUGCGAUGGUUCGUGUUCUACUCACCCCGGAAAUCAGGCUUGUAAACCCAUCGAGGAAGAAGAAGUCAAGAUAGAACUCUUCCAUACGUCGAGGAAUGAAGCCGCACAGGUGGUAAUGACCAAUCAUACGAGGUGUAAGUGCAAGUGUGUGGCUUCAUUCGAUAGCUGUCAUCUGGAGUUAGAAUCGUGGGAUCCUGAUAACUGCCGCUGUAUAUGCAGAUACCCGCAUGGACCACCUCAAGAUCUAGCUUGCAAACCAGGCUUCAGAUGGGUUCGCGAUAUAUGUCGAUGUCGGUGUAACAAGGCACCAGAGGUUUGUCCGCCAAACAAGGUUUGGAGCGAAGAAUCAUGCGGUUGUGUUUGCACCAAAAGAAUUACCAAGAGAUGCGAAAGGAAAGGGAAAGUACUUGAUCCAGAAAAAUGCGAGUGUGUUGAUAUACAAGCCUUAUUACGACGAGACACUACAGAAGACAAGUCAAAGUCGCGCUUGUUUAUCACCUUACUUGUUGGUCAAGGGUUCCUUCUCGUCGUCAUCAUAUGCGUUCUUAUACACUACAUUCGAAAAUCCAAAAGAAAGACGCCACCGCCCGACCAUGAAGAAGAAAACACUCCAAAUCCAACUCAAUCGCCUGCAGAUUCAGGGAACAUCAGCAUUAAUUCCAGUCAGGACACAUGUGAACAUGGUUUGACUUCAAACGAGAAUUUUAACUCUAGCAACGGCUCCGUAAACCUUUGGAAUGGUAUUCUGCUAUCAAAAGAAACUGUUAUUGACUAGCAUUCCACUUUCUCUUAUAGUAUUAAGACUACUGUAAAUAUUUAACUAUUAUUUUAGAGAAAUGCGCCUAUCUAGGAAUCUAGAGUGACUUAGCUGUAGUGUGCUCGCCUCUCACGGCGAGGCUCGUUUCCUAGACUCGACAUCACAUGUGAGUAAAGUUGCUUGGGUAUCUAUCUUGAUUCGAGGGUUUUUCUCCGGGUUAUCUAGUUUUCCUCCCUCCACAAAACUCAGAAAGCAAAAUUUUAAUUUGUUCUGCCAUGCCCUGACUUAGAUCAGCCCAGACGUUGUUUCAGGGUAUCGAUAAAAUUUGGACAUCAUUACGGAUCAUUCCCCACUAACCAAAAGUUAAACAACCCUCUCUCCUCUCCCCCAAACAUGUGACGUAACAACUAAAUUGCCAAUAGAAAUGCGGUUAAUAUGCACUUGGAUACGCUCUUGUACAAAGUUAACGAAACUAUGAUUUUUCAGUGUACGUAGAUGGAAAUCAAAGCAUGAUCACUAAUGCGCAUAUUUAAAGUACUCUAAAAAUUUAACAUAAAUAUGAGAAAAGAUAAGACAAAAAGUUGUGUAAUACAGUUUGAUAUUUGGUGUUACUUACCUUUCAUACGAUAGGAAAAGUAUUUCAAAUUUUGUUGAUAAGGUCAAACUGUCUGCGCGCGCAUGAUAUCUUUGGCGAGUGUUUCCUCUCGAAACGCGCGCGCCGUGUAAUAAUGGCAAUACAUUAUAUGGGACCAUAUAGCAUGGGUGCGGGCGCAGCCUGUAUGGGUGUCCUCAAAAUUUAACAAUAUUUUAACUAUUUUUUGUCAUAUGAUAAACAAUUUCUGACGCGAAAAUUUCAAAAUUCUAACGAUCGUUAGAGUAUCAGUUGUAUCGAGCAAGGUUUGGUGAACUAACCUUUAUAUAUUUUUAUACUAUACGUAAUAAUUUAUUAUAUAAGACACCAAUCUCCGCAAGCAAAAUUCAUAGGCGUGGCAGACCUUGCUGCACAUUCCCACUACUGUUGUUGCUCAGAGAUUCACGAUGAUAUAAUACUAUUGUAUGGCCUAGGGAGGGUUGCUUAGUCCUUAAUCUUAUUAUGACGCCACACAAAGGGGCUUUCAUUUUUUUAGCUAAU